Messenger RNA from Numida meleagris (helmeted guineafowl), 1946 nucleotides. RefSeq names its product KIAA0040 ortholog. NCBI's taxonomy places the organism in Eukaryota, Metazoa, Chordata, Aves, Galliformes, Numididae. The transcript is spliced from 2 exons. The record is from RefSeq and is a predicted model, not a curated record. Bases 203 to 535 code for a protein of 110 amino acids.
CGCGUCGCCAGCCCCGGGGCGGAGCGGGGGGAGCCCCGCCGGGGCCGGGCCGGGGGCGGAGGCUGCGGGACUGGCGGCCCAUUUCCUCGGCGCGGCGGGACGAGGCACCGCCCAGAGCUGCUCGCCGGAGCGCAUUAGCUCUUCACAGGAGUCAAACGUACCCUGAGGAGCCACAAAAGAGGGAUCCUGCCCAGGAGCCAGCAUGGAGCAGAAGAUCAGCUCUUUCUUUAAUUCCAUCUUGGAACUUGUCCGCACCAAGCACAAGGAGGGCGUCUUCAACACCGUCUGCCUCGCCGUGUUGCUGGGCCUCCCCUUCGUCGUCCUCAUCGCGUCCAUCUUCAUCUGCUGCCACUGCUGCUUCUCCCACUGGCGGAGACGGAGCAGGGAGGGGCACAGCCCCAGCAGCAACGGGCAGCUGCAGGCCGAGAGGAACAAGAAAAAGAAGAAGAAGAAGAAGAAGGACGAGGAGGACCUGUGGAUCUCGGCACAGCCCAAGCUGCUCUUGCUGGACAAGAGGCCGUCUCUGCCUAUCUAGCGGCCAGCUCUGACACCGCCGGCCCUUCCAGCUGUGCUACGAGGAGAUGCCCGAACUGCUGCCACUUUAUGGUGACUUUGAAAAGAGGCUGAGCCCAGCAGUGGGGUGUCAGAGGGCUGGCACACAGCAAGGCAUGCAGGCAUGGGGUGAUGCCCCCGCCAGGGUGAAACCCUCUGCAAAGGACACGCAGCCUGCUGAGCCACCACGGGGCCGUGCUCACUCCCACCUUGGAGACACAAAGCAAGCGGAGUGCAGCAUUACAGUACAGCACGGACAUCCUGGCCCUCCAACCCCCAAACCAAAAGCAAUACAAGUAUCGCAGGAUGCGCUCAGCCCAGCCUCGGAAACCUCAAGUCCCAACCUGAGGCAGCAAAGCAGAAGGCCGUGCUACCACUCAGCCCAGAGGCAGGAAGGAGCCAGGAAGUUGCAAGACCGGCCCUUUUGCACCAGCACCUAAAAAGUCUUCCUUAAAAGACUUCUUCUGUACAGACUUGCUUUGAAAGAGCCCACCAUACUGCAGCAAAGGCUGCAUCACCUCUAUGCUACUGCAAGAGCAGAGACGCAAGCUGACGCUGUGUAACAGCUUAGCUAUGGCCAUUAGUGUUAUUUAUUGAAUGACUACUAAAGAGCAGGACCAAAGGACCCUCUGUUACAGGCUUGGCACACUGAAUUGCUAUUGGAGCAGCACUUUCCCAACACAGUCCCCCCCGUGCCACACACUGGGGGCACACACAACAGACCCCGCAAGCACGCACCACUGCCAGCUGCUGCAUGGCUGUCUGCACAGCUGGAUCUGGGACUUGGGAUGCGCUGCAGGAUACGUCCUGUUCUUCCUGCACAGCUGGACCCUGCACUCAUCUCCUUCCCCAUCCUCAUCUCUCCUCCUGGCAAAGCCACCAGCUCCUGGCAGUUCCUUGUGCCACCCAUCCCGGUUUGUGCAACUCCAGCAGGGUGGUGAUGCUGACAUCACGUCACGGGGCUUGGCUCCAUCGGGCUGCACUGGUGACAGCCUCAAGGCUCCUCAUCACACAGGGCUUUCAAUUGCCCCCAUCUGUGCCUUAUUUUCCACUUUGUGACCACUGAAAUAAGCGACUCCCUCCUCCUCCAAAACAGGAAGCGCCGUAUAACGGGAGAAAACUUUUCGGCUUUGCCACACGUAAUGCUGGAGAGAAACACCCGUCCUCCACCCAGGUACUUUUCCCCAGUUUUGGCCAAACCGUGCACGGAACCGCUGCAUCUCGAGACAAAAGCAAAGGAGAUGUGUGUGUCAGCGGGGUGACAGCCAUCCGAGCACGGAGGCAAGAGCAGCAUGGUACGGAAACACGGCUGCGCCCUGCCCCUGCACUGCCUCCCCACAACUGCACUUCAGUAUCAGCCUUCUCCUAAAGAGUCUAUGCAACAGGAGGAAAAA